AUGAAAUUCGCUAUACCUGAAAUAUCGUGGCAUAACAGAGAUCCAGUGCUAAGUGUUGACUUUCAACCUAAUUGUGAUUCACAGGAGCCUUUGCGUUUAGCCACUGGUGGAACUGACACUCAUGUUGUUAUAUGGUACUUUGCAAUAAGUGAUAGGGGCGCAGUCAAUUUGGAAGUAGCAGCUGAUUUAACAAGGCAUCAAAAGGCAGUAAAUGUCGUUCGAUGGUCUCCUAGUGGACAGUUGUUAGCAUCAGGAGAUGAUGAAUCUAUCAUUUUCAUUUGGAAGCAAAAAACUGAAGAUCUUCUUCCACCACCCGAGGGGGAAGAAGAAUAUAAAGAAACAUGGGUUAUUCAUAAGACCCUCCGAGGCCACAUGGAAGAUGUACUUGAUUUGAGUUGGAGUAAUGAUUCUUUGAACUUGGCAUCGGGCUCUGUAGAUAACAAAUUAAUCUUCUGGGAUGUAAACAAAGGCAAAUACACCCACAUAGCUACAGAGCAUAAGGGUUUUGUACAAGGAGUAGCUUGGGACCCUAAAGGACAACUAAUAGCAUCAGCUUGUACAGACAGGGAAUUUCGAACUAUGGACAUAUCGACAAAAAAGGUUCAGUCUCGUAGCAGCAAAGCCAUAUUGCCCUUUCCCGAAGAACAUGCUCUAUACAAUGUGCGCGUCCGGUUAUACCAUGAUGACACACUCCAAACAUAUUACAGACGACUUCAAUUUAGUCCUGAUGGUGUUUUUAUAGCUGUACCCGGUGGUCGAAUAGAGGCAGAACAGGGCAAAGUGGAUUUGAAGCCAAUAAAUGCUGUUUAUAUUUAUACUCGCUACUCACUUAAAGCACCUGCAUGCAUACUGCCUUGUGCGGAAGCUGCAUUAGUCGUACGCUGGUCUCCUAAGCGCUACUCCCUCCGGCCAGAUGGGCCUCCCCCGGCGUUUCCUGCAUGCCAUCGGUUGGUCUUGGCGGUAGCUACGAAACGCUCUGUGCUCCUUUAUGAUACCCAGCAAAAAACACCUGUUGCCCUCAUUUCCAAUAUUCAUUACACCAGAUUAACAGACUUGACCUGGUCCCAUGAUGGGUCAGCGCUGGUCGCGUCCAGCACGGAUGGCUUCUGUUCUGUGAUCACAUUCUCGCCAAAUGAGCUUGGGGAGGUAUUGCCAGAUGAAUGUACUGAACAGACUGCGGCAGAACCAAUGGAAGUAGACGAGCCGAUACCAGAGACGCAAAGCCCCGAAGAGAAGAAAAACAACUUUCAUACGAUUGAUUCUUUCAUAAAGUUCAAAACACCAACGGAGAAAUCACCCAAGAAACAGACAAUACAUACAGUACAACAGAAAACUCCAGUGAAAGUGGACCUAUUGGUUGAAACUGCUAUGCCGUCCUGGUCUGAUAAUUCCAAUGAUGUUGUGAAGCAGGACAAGGUUGAGAUCCUGGUCAUAGAAGACAGUCAAGAUAUAAAACUGGUGUAUGAGGAGUCGGAGAAUACCGAUCAUGCAAAAGUAAAUGACAUAGAGUGUAGUGAAGUUAAGACUUCACCUAAAAUGAAUCUCAGUAAAACAGAAAAGUCACCCAAAUCUACUAAAUCUCCAAAAAUCGAUAAAUUUGUAGUGAAACCUACAAUUGACCAAUGUAUUAAAACACCUAAAAGUGAAAAGACAAAACCUAGUGGGUUGACUCCAACUAGUAGCAAGGUGGAUUUCUUUAAACAGGCUAAAGUGACCGACGUUAAUGGAGUAAUCGUUAAGCCCGUACCCAGUCCCAAGGCGCCGCGGAGAGUCAGCUUCGUGACACUCUCCAGUCCUAAGAAUAAAAAAACUUGUUAG
This is a messenger RNA of Leptosia nina, 1818 nucleotides long. NCBI's taxonomy places the organism in Eukaryota, Metazoa, Arthropoda, Insecta, Lepidoptera, Pieridae. The record is from the annotation of a GenBank genome assembly.